Molecule: messenger RNA, 4455 nt
Organism: Pieris brassicae (large cabbage white)
Lineage: Eukaryota; Metazoa; Arthropoda; Insecta; Lepidoptera; Pieridae
Exons: 29
Coding region: 176-4336 (1386 amino acids)
Biological process (GO): non-motile cilium assembly
Cellular component (GO): ciliary transition zone
Source: RefSeq, a predicted model, not a curated record
UAGUUAGAUUUGUGUAAUGCAAUGUAAAUUAUAAUUGUAUACAAUUAGCAAGAUCUAAGAAAAAUCACUGUUUUAGUUAUGUAGGUCCCGCGUGUUGUAAGUUUUGAAAUUGAUAAAAUUACGCUUAUGAAAUGUUAAAAUUGUUAAAUGGCAAGGGGGUUUGCUUUUUCACAAAAUGAAUAAUGCCCAAGAAGAAGUCGGAAACGACAUGUGUAAAAACCACACUGGAAGAUCCGAAAAGGAUUUUUACAGGAUUUGUCCUUCAAAAUUAAGUAAGCGUGAGCUAGAAGACAUGUACUUUGCUCUUGUCGAAAAUAACAUGGAUCUCAAAAAAACUGUAAAUGGGCAGCGGGAACAGAUCAAACUUUUGAACACUAAAGUCCAGAGGAUGAUGGCUCAGCGACCCACUACCACUAAGGAGCUAAAGGAAUGCUGCAUCAAUAAUAAGGCUAUUAUAAAUGAGCAAAAGGAUGUCAUAGCUGAUCUGAAAAAAAGUAAUGAUCGUUUAACAGAAAGGAUUCGCUUGCUUAACAUGAGACUUUGUUCUGCAAAACAGUUUCUCAAAAAAGGCCAGUUACCAAGCAGUGCCCGAUGUCCAAAAUGUUGCAAUGGUGUUCCUGUAUCUGUUAAAAAUUCAUCUACCACUGGUCUUACCACAGAAGUGAUUGAACGCAGCGUUAAAUCUGCAAAUGCAUCCUGCCAAUACUUUGCAAAUGUUACAUCACCAACACCCGGAUCUUCUGCAAGAGAACAGCUAUUGGCUGUUGAUAAGACAAAUGAAUUGUGCGAUCAGAACAAAUGCCGUACUGCCAUGGAGGAGCUUAAACAGAAAACAUUAUCGCUACAAGAGGAGCUAUCGCAAACGCACGAAGAGUAUGCGUCACGUAUAAAAAAGCUGGAAGAUGAAAUGACGCGUCUCAAUACUGAGAACGUACGCGUACGUUCGGUGUCUACGUCUAGCGAACAUCGUGUGGAAGAACAAAGGGGGGAGAUAUCAGAUUUAUUGCAAAGGUUGAGGAAGUGCGAGGCUAAAUGUGAGCACUUGUCAGUCCAGUUAAAGAUAGAGAGAAGUCGGUCGGCGGAACUAGAGAUGCAAUCGAAGGCUUUCUAUAUGUCAUCGACCAUCGCCACGGCUGUUGAACAACACCUAGCCGGAUUAAAUUUAAAGAAGGAGGAAGAGGAAACAAAAUUAAAACGCGAUAUGUCAGCACAAAGUGUUGACAACAGUUCUAUGUAUCAUUGCCAGUUCCAACUAAUAGUGCCCAAUAACUCUAUUUCAUCUCAAACGGACAAAGUAUCAGAAACAAGUGCGGAAAAAGUAAUUAAUCAGCGUUCAGAGGUCGACGAUUCAGGGUAUGCCGAAAAUAGCAAUGCGUCUUGUGAGGACUCAACGAAAAAGGAUAUCAAAGUCGUGAAUCAAAUUGCCGCCCUUCAAGAGCAGUUGGACAAUUUGAAACAGUCGCUUGGAGAAAAUCGCGACAUUGAUUUUGACGAAUCCAUUUUACUGAGACGAAAGUCUUGUUUGGAAAGACCAUCAUGCAGUAAAAAAGAUGACUAUAGAAAUCCACCGGUACCGGAUGAUUGCGAUUUUCUUAUAAGGACAAAUGGCCUGAAUUCUUUCAAAAGCACAAACGAAUGGUGUAAAGACUAUGACAGAAGUGACGCAGAUUAUUCUAGCUGUAAUAAUUGUCCGUCCAUAGUAUCUAAUGUAAAAGAUAAAGAAAAAUGCAAUUCUGAUGACGAAAACUAUACGAUAGAACAGGAUUAUGAAAAAGACAUUUUUAAUAACAAAGAUGUACCGAAACUCGAUUUAAGCGGUGUUAACGAAUCCAGCCAAGACAACAAAACAUAUAGAAAAGAUAAUGAUGAAAACAACGCUUGUGAAUCAAACCAUAGUUUUCACUUCACAAAAGAAACAAUAACUAAAAUUGAUGGCAAACUCGUCGCUGAACCGUUUCAUGAGAUAGAUAAAAAAGCAUCGAUAGAUGACUUUCAGAGAGAGAAAGAUGAUUAUCAAGCAAAUAAUAAUUUCGCAGCUCUAUCGAAUGUAAAGAAAACUUCGUCUUCAAAAAUCGAGUCUGAGAAUUUUGUGUCAACCGGUGUUGAUCCUAUAGAGUUGCCUUUGGAUAGGUUUAAAGAAACUGGUGUUCAUACAGAUGAGACAACUUUGUCUUUAUUAGAGAAGAAUCGCCUUGAAAUAUGUGAGCAAUCAGUCCGCGUGUGCACUUGUCCCGAGUCCGCCCGUCGCGGAACCUCAAUGUUCCGUUCGUGUAGUGGUACGCUUCGGUUCACAACCACGAUCUCUAACAGCAAGUUUCGGAAGUGCGAUUGUGCCGAUAAUUUAUCUCUGGAAAUGAAAGGUGUAAAAGGUUCCCAAACUUACGUUCGUCAAACAUCCACGCCACACGGUACAUUUGUUAUACAGGGUGAGGCAAUUUUGGACUCCAUGUCACCCAUCACAACCGGCUAUGAAGUAUCCUCCUUGACAGAUUUACCUUCGGAAAGGGAAGCUGUAAGUGCGCAAACGUCGUUAGGCCAAGAUAAGGGCACAUUGACACAAAGCGACGAAACGCCGCGCUCAACCACGGACUACGGUUCGCUCAGUGAAGGCGAGGUACCGAUUUCUGGACGUAAACGGCUUUCGCUUGGUGAAACGCCUCUUGAAGUUAAUUUGCGACGUCGAGAAACAUCUACUUCAGAAAAAAUGGAGGACACAUUGCGUGCGAUCAGCGUAGAGUUGUCGAAAUGCAGGCAUUUGUUACAGAUGCAAUCCUCGCGUGAGUCCUCCAGAACACCUCAAGACGCAACUUGUAUGACAGAGUCAAUUGACAUCCCGAAACCUGAUCAAAAUCACCCGAAUUACCACCCUGAUAGUCGAAGUCAAAAAGAUAAUCGCAACAUCGAUACUUGCGACUUUGAGUCGAAUACUCGAAAUUUGGACCUGUAUAAUCGAAAUAUUCGUAGUAGCGAAACGUCGAGUCGGAAAAGUGGGCUGAUACUUCGUAAAUGCGACGCGAACGAGCGUGUUGGAGGUAUAUCUGCCAAAUGCGUGUUCACCUUACACGUUGGGACUGUUAUCUUGUCUGAUCAGGCAGUAAUAAGCUCCCGUGGCAAAGCGUUAACAUUAACAUGGCGAUUCUACGAUCAGCCACCGAGUAUGACCCAUCAGCUCGCGGGACGAGUGAUGCAUUUUGACUUCUCAUUGGAGUAUGAAUCACGGCUAUCUCAAAACUUUAUAGAUUAUCUCAAACAUGAGGAGAUGCCAAUUAUUGUAUGUGAGAUAGACAACCAGGAGAAGCCUUUCGCGAGCUGCCUUCUCCCAUUGCGUGACGCGUUGUUGCAUACGAAUAGAAGAGUCGAUAUGUCUUUGGCCCUGAUUUCCGGUACUGAUAUUAAGAGUAAGACAUCGAUGAAUAGCUUUACAAUGAACGACGAGUUGGGGGUGUUAGAUGUGUGGUGUAUGCUGCGGGUACCUCCCAGCGUGAUGGGAGUCAUCAAUGACGUCAUCUCACAGACUAUCGCAAGUUUCCAUCAUCACCCUUCAUCCAUGGAGAGGAUAGUUGAUGAUGAUCACUCGGAUUUUCAUCUUGAUCAGGAUCUCAACCUGCGUAGAACGAGUAAAACACGUCUAAUGGAAUCGAAAUAUUCAUACGACUCAGAAAAUAUUUACGACAUAAUGAACUCAAAAAAGUGGCGGACAUCGAGUGCUCUGAAACAAGCGGAUGGACUUCACAAGAAGUCUGUAACAAUUCUGAAAAAAGUACCGCAAAGACCGACAUCUUCGCAGCUAAUUGGAAAACUAUCAGAUGAUAAUAACACCUUGGAUAUUACGAUUCUUUGGCUAGCGUUAAACGAAGAGUGUCGAGCGAUGAACGAUCCAGUUGUUAAGCGAAUAUAUGUAGCUUUCGCAUUUCUGGGCAAAGCCGGUGCGGAUAUGGAAACGCCUAGUAGUUUGCCAAAGCCGAGGAAUUUUAUGGAUAAAUGCCACUUUAAUUUUAGGAAAUCCUUUACAAUAAACGAAUGCGACGUGGUGGUAGUGGGGCAAAUGGCACACCAUCGCCAGGAUAACACCAAGUCUCCAGACCCAAAGGAUUGUAUUAUCUUUUCCAUCAUCAGCGAACCACCUGAAGAUCCACUCGGCUUGGAGAGCUGUGAGGAUAUCGGGUACGCCUACCUGUAUCUCGGCGAUGCAUUAUCUUCAAAUGGCAACACUUACACUGAGGUGCUGCCUAUCCGAACUCCGGACGAGGCCUAUGUGUGUGGCCGAUUAGCUGUAAGGAUCGACGGGCUGGCAGUUAUACGAGCCUGUGUCGAACGAACACGCUCUUCCAAGUAGAUCCAGAAGAUAAAACUAUAAUGUCUAUGGAUUACCUUCGGAAUAGAUCCAGUAAGCUAUGUCACCCUAGUCCUUUAUAAAAUUCUUCCAUUGGUUCCAUUAAGCCUUAAUUGAGAAUA